This is a messenger RNA of Aspergillus ruber CBS 135680, 239 nucleotides long. RefSeq lists its product as uncharacterized. Bases 12 to 218 code for a protein of 68 amino acids. The transcript has a single exon. Lineage: Eukaryota; Fungi; Ascomycota; Eurotiomycetes; Eurotiales; Aspergillaceae. The record is from RefSeq and is a predicted model, not a curated record.
AGCGUAUCAUGAUGAGCCUCUUCACCAGUAAAGAAGAACCAUUCACAGUGACCACGGAUACAAUUAUUUCACUUCAUUUCAGAGACGAUAUCCAACUUCACUGGUCUCUAGCCGUUGACUGCAUUUUGAGAUUCAACGAUAUCUUGGACGCAAAGCGACUGCGUCACUCAUUAGAUCGAUUACUGGAACUCGGGGGGGUGGAGGAAAUUUGGGGCUAGGUUGCGAUUGAAAAGUGUACG